UUGCUUCAGCAAAUUUCAUGGCGCCGCUAACUCUUGAUGCUCUCUGGGAUUUUGGGUUCAGAAUUCAGUGGACUCAUACUUGUUGUUUCAUACUCAGUUUCCAGGCGACAGGCGUGAUGGUAGAGGGGAAGAGGGAGAGGGCGGAGGAGGCGUCCGGGAGCCCGCAGAAAUCCCCGCGCCUGGACCCGCUGGUUGCGCCCGCGGCUGGUCCAUCGUCCGAGGAAGCGGAGCCGGCAACCAGCAGCGACAGUACCGUCGACAGUAUGGACGACAGCGGGCGGUGCCACCACAUACUUUACGACCUGGAAAUAGUGGUACAGGAUCUCAAGGUCGCAAACAAGGUCCUCAAGGGUCCCCGGCAGUGUCAGCGUCGUGAUUGCAAGACGACCUGGAAGGGAGGCGGUGAGGACGACCAUGGGAUGACUAAGUGCAUAGACUGCGCCCUUUUUUUCUGCUCUGGGUGGCCGGUGGACAGGGAAAGUCCGAAGGGACACGCCCGCUGGCACGCCGGCGGGCACCAGCAUUGGGUUGCUCAGUGGUGCGAUGAACCGAAUUUGGGAUACUGCUUCUUGUGUGAACGCCCCAUGAGGCUCAGUGACUGUAGCGAAGAUGACUACGCAGUGGCGGCCAGAAACGAAAAGGAUCAGCAAGCACCGGGGGUCAGCGUUGCAAAGGAUGGCUGGGGAACAAUGGCCAGCAUUGCAAAGGAUGGGUGGGAGACGGGGACCCACAGCCCGCCUGCGUAUCCCACGGAGUCGAGCGAGUGGCCAUCGUCCGUGGAAGCCGCGGCGGGGACCAGCAGCUACAUUACCGGCGACAGCGGGCGGUGCCAGCACAUAGGUUUGGACCUCGAACGCCUGGAUAUGCACGUGUAUGAUCUCUGGGAUCAGCCGACGGUGCUCUGGGGGUGCAGUCUUCUUAAGUGCACUACACCCUGGAAGGGCAACAAAGGGAUAAUGAAGUGCAUAGACUGCACCACAUUCUUAUGCUCUGGGUGGCCGGUGGACAGGGAAAGUCCGCAGGGGCAUGCCCUCUCGCACGCCCUCGGCAGCCUGCAUUGGGUUGCUCAGUGGUGCGAUGUACCGAAUUGGGGAUACUGUUUCUUGUGUGCGCGCGGUAUGAGGCUUACUGACUGGACCAAAGAUGGCUAUGCAGCGCCAGCCAGAAACGUAAUGGACGAUCAUGCGUCUGGGUAUGCUUGUGGUGAUGGCUACUUUAUCAGAAGGAUACCGAACUUUGGACUAACAUGCUACAUGAAUGCAACACUGCAGUGCCUCCUUGCCCUUGGAAAGAUGAGGACAAUCAUUCAAAGUCCAGAUGCUCAUUUGGGGAGCAUUGGUCUGCUCCUGAAGCAGUUGUUCCUAGAGACACUCAUUGCAAAUGAUGCCAGAUACACGCUGAACCCAUUGAUGAUACUGGAAGCUAUGCGUGAACGUUAUCCGAAUCGGUUCGUGGGCGGGAAGAUGGAAGACAGCCAUGAGUUCCUUAUAUCUUUAUUCAAUGCUGUGGAUACGGAGGUGGAGGAGAAAAACGGAGAGCAUGUCUUGCAAGGGGGCGAAGUGUUUCCUACGUUUGGCGUUUCUCUUUUCGGUGGUCAGCUGUUUGAGACCAUAUCCUGCCAAAGGUGCCGGCGUAAUGAUCUUCGAACCGUUGAUUUCGGUGAACUCUUUUUGUCACUUCCAGAGAAGGAUCCUCCAGCCAGAAGCGUUGCAUCACCACCAAUGAACAAAAGCCACAAAUCUCAAACUGACAAUAGUGGUGGGGAUAAUAAGGUUCAAACAGUUGCUGAAGGCAGUACUUCUCAGAUUCCCGGUUCAGGAUUGGGAGAUGGGGCAAUGGAGAAAACCCCCAGACCUUUGCAAGUUGAUUCUAGCGAAGUGAAGGAUGUUGUACACGGUCAUAUGCAGACUCAGAAGAAUGAUGUCAAACAAGAGAUCAUUGAGGUGCCAAUAGAAAUUUUGGAUUUCAUUCCUGACUUAUUUGAUGACACUGAAGGAAUGGAGGAAGCAACAACAGAUUCUCGCAAUCCAAAAGAUAAGGAGACGACUUACUCAGUAAAAGUUACUACCAAAGACAAGGAGGAAGCUCAGAGCAGUGAUAUUGCUCAUGAUGAGGCCGAACAUAUGAACUCUCUUGGGUCGAUUGAGGAUUUCUUGAAACUGUUUGCCCGAGGGAAGGAACGUUGUGAGAACUGCUCCAAGGUUGCUGAACAGAUCGUGGGAAGAACCAAUAUAAAUACGACUGUUGAUGGAGAUCAGACUGAGCUGUCAGACAGGAAAACAUGCCCAAGUGAGCGAUCUAGUGACUGUAAUAGCUUGUCCGUAGAAUCUCCAAGUAGGCAACCAUAUUGUUCGGAUGUACAUCAUCAAGUUUUACUCUCUGAAAACAUAACUACUGAAGAAAUCACUCCAGGGACGAGCUGUGGUGAAAAGGACUCUGCCUCUUGCAGCAUAGCCAAUGAAAAAGCUGAAAUUGAUCAAGGUGUACAAGAAGCUGGGCUUCCAGCUGAUAAACAGACUGACCUGCUCAAUGCCCAGGAUAGUCCGGAUACCAGCACUCAAAAUCAGGGUUGUGCGAAGCAGGCAAUGCUGGAUGAUCAUACUGCCGAACAAAUGGAGGAAAACCAAAAUAAGCAGAAAGAUGGUAACAGUUGUGCAAUUCGAACACAGUUGAUUAACAAGCUACCAGCUGUAUUAAUCGUUCCAUUUAAGAGAUACAACAGCGAUCUUUCUAAAGUGAGAGGGCGUGUGAGCUUUAAAGAGAUUCUUCAUCUUGGACCAUUCAUGGACCCCAGGUCUGAGGACAGAGCUAACUUCAGAUACCGUCUAGUUGGUGUCAUUGAGCACUCUGGGCAUCAAAUGAAUGCAGGGCACUACAUUGCUUAUGUGCGGGGGGCAGGUCACAACCAUGAGAGCAGUGGCUCUUCCUCGUGGGUUAGUGCAAGCGAUCUCGACAUCAAGGAAGUCUCCCUAGAAGAAGUUGUCCGCUGCGAGGCGUACAUGCUUUUCUACGAGAGAAUGGAGGACACUGAUGCAUGUCCGGCAUUCUACCCAACUAAGCAAUCAGAAGCAGGGGCACCGACAAAAGAAGCAGAAGGGUUAGAUUAGCAAGCAAAGCAUAGUUUAGAUGGCCAAGUGUACCGUCGUGGUCCUACUUACAUAGAGCCUGUUGUCAAGUCCAAUUUUGUUGAUUUUGGCUGGCUGAGUCAUUGCAGUUGCAGAAUUUUGCAUUGGUUGCAACUUGUAGCGUAGUCAGCUGGAGAGAACCAUUUCUUUUCUGUCCAUGAAAGUAUAUAGUAAUUCUUGUCAGAACGACACAGGAUAGGUACGACACUGAAUAUUUUUUUGGUAGAAAGGAGACUGAAUACGUAGGAAGACACUGGAUAUUUUUUGCAUUCUGCAAGAAUUUAGAUACACCUCUAAAAAUAAACAUGCAGGGUUCUGAACUUGUUUUUUC
Messenger RNA from Hordeum vulgare subsp. vulgare (domesticated barley), 3456 nucleotides. RefSeq names its product ubiquitin carboxyl-terminal hydrolase 1-like. Gene Ontology annotation, molecular function: cysteine-type endopeptidase activity; cysteine-type deubiquitinase activity. The transcript is spliced from 3 exons. NCBI's taxonomy places the organism in Eukaryota, Viridiplantae, Streptophyta, Magnoliopsida, Poales, Poaceae. Bases 18 to 3107 code for a protein of 1029 amino acids. Gene Ontology annotation, biological process: protein deubiquitination. Gene Ontology annotation, cellular component: nucleus; cytosol. The record is from RefSeq and is a predicted model, not a curated record.